Molecule: messenger RNA, 1596 nt
Organism: Amoebophrya sp. A120
Lineage: Eukaryota; Dinophyceae; Syndiniales; Amoebophryaceae
Source: the annotation of a GenBank genome assembly
CAGCAACUGGACCUGCUCGACGAGGCAAACAACUCGCUCUUUGCGGCGGAGUUUCACAAGCGGCGCCUCGGUAUUCAACGGGCAAUGGCGACGGAGGAAAAUCGGCUGUACGGAAUGAAAAGGGCGGAUGGCAAGCGCGGCGGCCCCAUGCCUGUGUACAACAAGCGGGCGGAGCUGAAUCGUGUUUUGCGCGAAGGAGAUGCAGUCAUUGUCACGGCUGGGACGGGGUGCGGAAAGAGUACACAAGUCCCACAGUAUCUCGCCGAUGAUCUUCGCAGCCUGGUGGCAUCGAAGGAAGGCAGCAGCGGCGACCCCGAUCGUUCGUUUCGCGUAUGCUGCACACAGCCACGUCGCCUAGCCGCGCAGUCCAUCGCGCAACGGGUGGCGCAGGAGUACGGGACGGAAGUGGGAAAACUGGUUGGGUUUCGUGUCGGCAACCGCGGCUCAGAGAAAACGGCAAGCUCCAAGCAGAUCUCGAGGGAAACUGUCAUCGAGUUUGCCACCGAGGGACUGCUUUUGCACCAGCUAUCACGGUCGCCUGAUAGCAUCGCAAACUACGACUGCAUCAUCAUUGACGAAGCGCACGAGCGUAACAAAGAAACCGAUUUGCUCUUGACUAUUUGCCGCAAUCACCUGCGAAAGUCUGAUCGCAAACCCUUGAAGGUGGUAGUCAUGUCGGCAUCGAUCGAUCCGUCACGCUUCUGUGCCUACUUCGACAACUGUGCGACAGUGGACUGCCCGGGAAAAAACUUCCCUGUGGAAGAGAUUUAUCUCCCCAUCGAAGUAGCGUCGUCUCCCGGUGAGAAUCAUAGCGGGUCCUUUGAUAAUUUGGUCGAGCAUGCGGUGGAAGUUCUUUUUGAGGAGAUCGUAGGCAAGCGGGCCGAAGAGAAAGGGGACGUGCUGAUCUUUCUGGCUGGGGCAAAACCCAUUAGCGAGUGUGUGCAGAGCAUUAAAAGUCGGGCUAUGGAUGAGGGGCUCGAUGACCGCGUGGUUGCUUACCCGCUUUACGCCAGUAUGCCAGAGGAGGACAAGGAUCACGCAAAAGACCCGGAGCACCGAACUGGACUCGUUGAGCGAGACCCUGACGACAUCGGCACCAGCGUUGGAAAGACGAAGAAGAAAAAACCACGACUGCCUUCAGUAGCGACGUACCGACGUAAGGUGAUUUGUUGCACCAACAUCGCGGAGACGUCUCUGACCAUUGACGGGGUAUGCUUUGUAUUGGACGGUGGAACGUCGAAGCAGCUGUCUUACAACCAUGACCUUCGAUGCAGCGCCCUGCGUGAAGAGAGGAUUUCGCAGGCCUCAGCGAAGCAGAGGCGCGGGCGAGCGGGUCGAACGCGGCCUGGAGUAUGUUUUUAUCUGUACUCGAAAGAUACACACGAAAAUGUGAUGCCGGACUACGACCAGCCACAGAUCCUUCGCGUAUCCGUCGACUCGCUCGUGCUGUAUGCCUUACACGUUCAAGGUUGCAGUAUCGAGGAUCUCGGUUUGUUGGACUGUCCAACGGAAGCACACAUAGCUGCAGCGAAGCAGCGGCUUCUCGACUUGCGGAUGGUGCAACUGAAGGAAGAAAAUUUUGUUUUGUCGCGUUUG